GACCUUCGAGCAGGCACUGAAGGAUGCGCUUAACUUUCGAACUAAGUGAAGUGAUCGAUUGAAUGAUUUGUGCAGCAACGACAGCAACCGUGAUGAGUGAUAACCGUGCCGAAACAACCGACCGUAUAUCAGCUGCAAACAGCACAGAAAUCUGCGGCCGAAAACCGAGCAUCAGUAGUAAGAUUGUAGAGUUUCGACUUGUUGCCCAGAGGGCUUGAUGAUGUGGCUGCGAGCGUGAUGAUCGACAGCAUCAAGUACUAUAAAGCGGUCAACGAGCUGAACAUCACCGACACACUGCAGAUGACGAGCUAAACGGCGACGGCUUGUAUGGCGCCACCGAAGGCGAAGCAUCCUACCAACUUGCCAUACGAUCCCUUGGUGCAAAAGUGACGAAACACUGCCUGCUGCUUCAGCAGGAUAACUUUCCACAGCUUGCAAGCCGUCUAGCACCGGGAGAUGCACAGAACGGGGCGCUCCAUGGGGAGGUUGUCGAUGAUCUGAGCCGCUCAUCAACACCGAUCGACUACGAUGCUAGCGAUCUAUCUACAACCAUUAACAGCAACAGCAACAACAGCAUCAUCAUCAGGCGCAAUAGCAGCAUUCGGUACAUCAUGUGCAGUAGACACAGCAGCCGGUGCAAGUACCUCAUCCGAUGAUACGUGGAGUGCUAGUUACCGGUACGCAGAAUGGGGGAGGUGAAGGAUGCGCUCACCUUUCGAACAAAGAUGCUCCGUUGCCAGCCCGUACGCCAUACGUGAAUGGUGCCGGUGGUGUGCCGAAGGAAAUCGCCGGUCGUGAGUGGAGUGCGGAGACGAUAGAGGACGUCAAUGCGACUACAGCGGUGCUUGCCCUGAAGCAUGGACCGAAAAUUGUCAUCGAAAACUCCUUCCGUAAUGGCACGCCACCGCUAUCACGACAUCACCGCGGCGCGGGAGAACGAUCGGCUACGGCCCUGAUCGUCAAUGGGGAGUCCCCUCUGCUGAUUCGAAUCAGCAUCAGAGUGAGGUUCAGCAACGGUACCUCAUCGGAUGCUACUUACGAAAACAGCGAGGAAAGCCACCAUCCACAUCAUGCAUCGGCCAAGGAUGUGGAGGAAUGUAUCGGCCUAGGGAAUGUUCUCUCCUCGCCAGCCUCGUUGAACGGUUUGUUAAAGCGAUCGGCACCGAAUGAUUCGUACAGUGGCACCCCGACUGGCCAUCAUCACCAUCACCACCAUAAUCGGCAGCAACUCGUUGCUCACCGGAUCAACGAACAAUGCGGAUAGCAAACGGUGCCGGCACUCCUCCACCACAUCAUCCACAUAAUCUCGGCACGGAGUACGGUGGCCCAGCACCACUGUCAUUGCCAGGUACGGGUAUCACGGUGUCCCCAUACUAAGGUGGAAUUCUGCAUGCUGCUAGCAUAGCUUCGGACGAUCUACUAGCGUUACACCUCGCCACCACGGCAAAGAAAACCAAAGCCCGCAUCGGAACGGCAGUGAUCCAGCAGUUGCGUAUGCUGUGAAGGUGAUGUUGCCGUCAGUGCGACCGAAGCUGCCGCGAAGGAAGUUGAUUCGAAUCGAAAGUCGAGAUCGAAUCGAAGUGUAUCGAAAGAGAGCACCAUG
This is a messenger RNA of Anopheles darlingi, 1603 nucleotides long. RefSeq lists its product as uncharacterized. The record is from RefSeq and is a predicted model, not a curated record. Bases 653 to 1264 code for a protein of 203 amino acids. Lineage: Eukaryota; Metazoa; Arthropoda; Insecta; Diptera; Culicidae. The transcript has 4 exons.